This is a messenger RNA of Cokeromyces recurvatus, 480 nucleotides long. RefSeq names its product 30S ribosomal protein S7p/S5e. Lineage: Eukaryota; Fungi; Mucoromycota; Mucoromycetes; Mucorales; Mucoraceae. Gene Ontology annotation, molecular function: structural constituent of ribosome; mRNA binding; rRNA binding. Bases 1 to 480 code for a protein of 159 amino acids. The transcript has a single exon. Gene Ontology annotation, biological process: translation; ribosomal small subunit assembly. Gene Ontology annotation, cellular component: ribosome. The record is from RefSeq and is a predicted model, not a curated record.
AUGGAGAACACUACUUUAAAGCAACUUCCAGAUUCAAUUGUGCCCAAUAAUGAAGUUGUAAGUCAACUUGUAAAUACACUCAUGCGAGAUGGUAAAAAAGCUAGAGCACAACGUUUAAUCUCUGACAGUAUGGAAUACCUUUCCAAAAAGAUUGAGCCAGAAACAGAUCCUUAUGAAGUUUUACUUGAAUCUAUUGCAGAAGCUUCACCUUUGUUUAAAUUAUCUUCAAUGAAAAAGGGAUCUAAAGUCGUUUAUGUUCCUACACCAUUAAGAGAUCGUCAACGUCGUCGUCGUGCUAUUGUCUGGAUGUUAGAAGCUGCAAAGAAACGUGGAGAAAAAACAUUUGCGGAAAGAUUUGCAGCAGAAGUGUAUGAUGUUUCGCAAGGCACCAGUACUGUUUUGCAGAAGAAGCUGCAAUUACAUAAACAAGCAUUAGCUAAUCGUGCUAAUACACAAGCCUCAUAUAAUAUUCAACGAUAA